This is a messenger RNA of Physella acuta, 1680 nucleotides long. RefSeq lists its product as uncharacterized. The record is from RefSeq and is a predicted model, not a curated record. Gene Ontology annotation, molecular function: GTP binding. Lineage: Eukaryota; Metazoa; Mollusca; Gastropoda; Physidae.
GCAGGCGGCUGGUCGAUCAUACAAUACACGGUAGUCGGUAACUUUGUGGUUGUAUCGGUAGCGUUGUUGAUGUGCUACGAAGGAGAUAUUUUUAGACGGAAAUCGAUACAACAUUAUACAUUUUGGUGUGGAGAUCUAUGUCAUAAGACUUCUUAAUAAUGUCAUCAAUGGUUAGAGCUAAACUUUUCAUUGUUGGGAGAGACGGCAACGGAAAAACUUCAACAUGUAGAUCAAUUUUGUCGAAACAAACUCGCGACCAACUAGAUAAGUUUAUUUACAUUAACGAUACACUGGCGAUUGGUAUUGGUACAAGAAAGUCUGAAAACUUUGAGGUAACAGCCAUUGAUGGGAAAUGUGUUGGGGACACAGAACCAGAUCUGCCAAGCACAUCCUUACUUGUAGCUGCCAUAAGAAAAGCUAUCCCACCUGAGGGUAUCACAGCAUUUGUGUUUGUUAUGAAAUACGGCACUAGAUAUACUAAACAAGAGAAGGACGCUGUUGAUAAAAUUAAACGUUUAUUCGGCGAAGAUGUCUUCAGAAAGUGGGGAGUUUUAGUUUUUACCCAUGGGGAUAAUUUUGAUCUUGAUCAUGAGGAUGAAAAAAUGGAUUUUGAUGCCUGGUGUAAGGAACAACAAGGAGAUAUUGCGUCACUGUUUGUUGAAUGUGGCCACAGGUAUGUGUUGUUCAAUAACAAAUCACAAGAUAAACAGGGCAUGGUGCUGAAACUGAUGGGAAAAGUUAAAUUGUUACGAGAUGGUCCCUACUUUGGAGGUGGAUUGUGUAGCAAAUCUUAUACCACAUCGGUGGUUGAGUUUUUACGGAAGCAUAGUGUAUUGUGCGCCUCAUCAAUAAGCUUACUAGCUCUGUCUUUACCAUUACGUAAUACCAUAUGGCGGUAUGCUAAGGCAGCAAACACAAAAACUAUUCUGGCUGUUUUCGUCAUCAAUGCAAUGUUUUUAUGGCCGGCUAGAAGUUCAAUUCUUAAAAUGUCUUCAACCACUGAUAAACAUCUAGCUAAAUCUACAAGUGUUAUCGAGGACAGUGAUAAAGAAGAUAACUCUAAUAAUGAUCAUAAAGAAUACAUCAGAUGUUUACUAAAUAAACACAAAAGGACUAUCAUUGUUGUGGGUAUAGGGGUUAUAGUCGCUUACAGCUGUAUUAAAGGUAAUUGGUUCAGAUCAAGGUUGCCCUAACAAUGACCAAUUUAAACAUUUUUAAAAAUAAUUCAUUUAAAUGUCGGUCUAUUGUAUUGUUUUUAAACUAAGUUGUAACUCAAGAGACACAUUAAUCUAAUGUUAAGUGAAUUUUCUUCUACAUGUCAUAUGCAAUAAAUAGUCGCUUUUUAAAAAAAUCUAGGUAGGACGGUGAAGUAUUAUUAUAAUAAGUAAUUUUCUUGUUUGCUAUACUGUAUGUAAAUGACAGAGUUUUAUCAUAAUAAAGAAUAACAUAUUUUCGUUACUGAAAAUGGUAGUCGACGUUCUAGUUCACUACACUUGUACAGUUGAAAAAAUAGCCAUACAAUGUGCUCAAACCACAUACAUAGCAUAGAGAUAAUAGUCAUACAUUUACUUCUUAUUCUAAAAGAUUUUUUACAAUGCAUGGUUUAUCCUUGUAAUUGUUAAUGUUAAGAUUUUGUAUUACCUAAUGUUCGAUUUUUUUCUCAUAUUAAAAUAAUUCAUU